Leptomonas pyrrhocoris is the source of this 1426-nucleotide messenger RNA. RefSeq lists its product as hypothetical. Gene Ontology annotation, cellular component: nucleus. Gene Ontology annotation, biological process: rRNA processing. Bases 119 to 1426 code for a protein of 435 amino acids. Lineage: Eukaryota; Euglenozoa; Kinetoplastea; Trypanosomatida; Trypanosomatidae. The record is from RefSeq and is a predicted model, not a curated record. Gene Ontology annotation, molecular function: protein binding. The transcript has a single exon.
AGGAAGGGAACGCUUUUAGUCGCGCAUGCUCGUGUGCGUUUCAUCUUGACGCACACUUACCUGGUUUACUUUCAAAGGAUAAUAAUAAAACAAAAACAAACAAAAGAAUCGCACCACAAUGCUGACCACCUUCUGCUGGGUCCCCAAGGGGGCGAUGAAGGCCACUCCGAUCCUGUCCACCGAUACGGCGAAGCAGGCGCGUGCGAAACUGCGCCAUCAGCACCCCGAGUACGUCGAGGAGGAGGAGCAGCAGGGGCAGCGUCAGAGAGCAUCGGCGGAGGAUGAAACCCACGAGCGCUCCGCCGCGGACGCGGAUGACGAAGACGCACUGAACGUCAACGUUGACGACGCCCUCCGCGCCUUCGCCGGUGGUGGCCCCGGUGCGCUGCUGGAGGAGGUCGAGUCGGACGAUGAAGAGGAGUUGGAGGACACCACGUUUAAGCAGACCGACCUCGUCUUCACGGUGGCCUGCGCUGAUGCAGAGGCGCCGCGGCUGGAGCUGUACGUCUACGAUGAACCAGAGGACAACAUGUAUGUGCAUCACGACAUGGAGAUCUCUGCGUUCCCGCUGUGCAGCUCGUGGCUGACAGAUGGCACCAUGUCGAUGGCGGCUGUCGGCACGAUGCUGCCCUUCAUCGAGAUUUGGGCCCUUGACGUCAUGGACUCCGUAGAGCCCGCCAUCAUCCUCGGCGGGUGCGAGAAGCAGUCGAACAACUACUCCAAGAAGGCGCUGCGGCGAAACCUGAAAGCGGACUCGCACACCGAGGCGGUGCUGUCGGUGAAAUGGAAUACCGUCGCACAGAACGUCUUCGCCUCCGGCAGCGCCGACCGCACGAUGAAACUGUGGGAUUUGAAUGCGGGCGGUGUCUGCCUGGGCACCUACAGGGAGGCGGACAAGGUGCAGUCGCUGGACUGGCACCCCACCGAGGCGAACUGCCUCCUCUCUGGCGGCUUCGACGCGAGCAUGGUGCUGCGCGACUGCCGUCAGCCGGACCAGACGGCCCAGCGCUUUACCCUGCCCGAUGUGAUUGAGCAUGUGGAGUUUGUGCCGGCGCUGGGCGGCGCAGGGGCGGCCCCGCUGGUGAUGGCCUCCACGAGCGGCGGACACUGGGCCGCCUUCGACACCCGCGUCGUCGGCACGCCGGUCUGGCAGGUGCAGCCACACCAGGCCGACGCCACCUUCAGCUGCUCCCGCCAGGUCCCGGGGCUCUUCGCGACGGGCGGCAAGGAGGGCACCAUCACGCUGUGGGACGGCCGCGACGGCGGUGCCGCACCGACGGCGAUUGUGUCGCGGAGCUACAAGACAGGCUCGGUGCUGUCCUUGGCAUUUCACCCCAACUCACCGCACAUCCUCGGCGCUGGCGGUGCAUCCGGGGCGCCGCUGGUGUACACCAUCACGUCCGACAUCCACGAUGUGUUCCGAUAA